This is a messenger RNA of Chanos chanos (milkfish), 1374 nucleotides long. It is a transcript of the gene cpe, whose product is annotated as carboxypeptidase E. The record is from RefSeq and is a predicted model, not a curated record. The transcript has 9 exons. Gene Ontology annotation, molecular function: zinc ion binding; metallocarboxypeptidase activity. Gene Ontology annotation, biological process: peptide metabolic process; protein processing. NCBI's taxonomy places the organism in Eukaryota, Metazoa, Chordata, Actinopteri, Gonorynchiformes, Chanidae. Bases 1 to 1374 code for a protein of 457 amino acids.
AUGAAGCUGUGUGCGGCGGCGGCGUUUUGCGGAGCACUGGCGACGCUACUCCUGGUCUCCAGCGGGGAUGCGGCGGAAAGUAGCGGCAUCUCAUUUGAGUAUCAUCGGUACGAAGAAAUGAGGAAGGCGCUGGUGUCGGUAUGGCUUCAGUGCCCGUCUAUCACACGCAUCUACACCGUGGGAGAAAGCUUCGAGGGCCGUGAGCUCCUCGUGCUUGAAAUCACCGACAACCCAGGGGUCCACGAGCCUGGUGAGCCGGAGUUUAAGUACAUCGGUAACAUGCAUGGGAACGAGGCUGUAGGCAGAGAGCUGCUGAUCUACCUGGCUCAGUAUCUGUGUGACGAGUAUCAGCAGGGCAAUGAGACAGUCAUGGACCUGGUCCACUCCACACGCAUCCACAUCAUGCCCUCCAUGAACCCUGACGGCUUCGAAAAGGCUGCCUCGCAGCCAGGUGAGCUGAAGGACUGGUUUGUGGGGCGCAGCAACGCUCAGGGCAUUGACCUGAACCGUAACUUCCCUGACCUGGACCGCAUCGUUUACAUGAACGAGAGAGAGGGAGGAGCCAACAACCACCUGCUGAAAAACAUGAAGAAAGCUGUGGAUGAGAACACAAAGCUUGCUCCAGAGACUAAAGCAGUGAUACACUGGAUUAUGGACAUCCCUUUUGUCCUGUCUGCUAAUUUACAUGGAGGAGAUGUAGUUGCAAACUACCCCUAUGAUGAAACACGCAGUGGUUCCACUCAUGAGUACAGUGCCAGUCCUGAUGAUGUCAUCUUUAAGAGCCUAGCGCGUGCGUACUCCAGCUACAACCCCGUGAUGUCAGACCCCAACCGCCCGCCCUGCAGGAAGAACGACGAUGACUCCAGCUUUAAAGAGGGCAUCACAAACGGAGGGGCCUGGUACAGCGUCCCUGGAGGUAUGCAGGACUUUAACUAUCUGAGCAGUAAUUGUUUUGAGAUCACUCUGGAGCUCAGUUGUGAUAAGUUCCCUCCUGAGGACACACUCAAACAGUACUGGGACCAGAACCGGAACUCACUCAUUAACUACAUAGAGCAGGUGCACCGUGGGGUGACAGGUUUCGUGCGUGAUCUCCAAGGCAACCCCAUCUCCAAUGCCUCCAUCUCUGUGGAGGGCAUUGACCAUGACAUCACUACAGCUAAGGAUGGUGAUUACUGGCGUCUGUUGGCUCCUGGCAACUAUAAGGUGUCAGCCUCUGCCCCUGGUUACCUUACUGUGAUCAAGAAAGUGGCCGUACCACACACCCCAGCGACACGGCUGGACUUUGAGUUGGAGUCUUUGGAGGAGAGGAAAGAGGAAGAGAAGGAGGAGCUUAUGGACUGGUGGAAGAUGAUGUCAGAGACGCUGAAUUUCUGA